Messenger RNA from Xyrichtys novacula (pearly razorfish), 1105 nucleotides. The record is from the annotation of a GenBank genome assembly. Lineage: Eukaryota; Metazoa; Chordata; Actinopteri; Labriformes; Labridae.
AUGCUGAAAUACCAGUGUGUCUGUCACAGUCUGAUGGACAUCAUGUUUUACCUGAACCAAGCAGCUCUGCUCUCACUUUUAUUCACAUGUCAAGUCCAUGCAGGUAGAGAUAUGUUUUUGUUAUGCAUGCUUCUUUAUUGUCUAAAUUGUAUAUAUGUUUUGCAUUGAUUUAUUGUUUUGUUCUAUUGAAGCACAUAAUCCACCUGUGCAAAGGAAUAUGCUGGUGUCCAGAGGAGAUCCUGUCAAGUUAAUCUGCAAUGAAUCUAAGCCAGAUGAAUUUAUCAAAUGGACCAAAGGCAGACGUUAUUUUUCAUAUGCCUUCAUACAUAAUAAGCAGAAUUUAUCAACUUUAACCUCAGACAGACUGACAAUAGACGUAAACUCACCUUCAAAGCUGAUGAUUUCAAACGCUCAGGAUAGUGAUGGAGGACUCUACACAUGUGAAGUAACUAGUGAUGGUGUUAUUUUGACCAUUCAGUGGAAUCUGACAGUGUCUGAGAAACCUAAAGGUAGGUCUGCUCUUGAUCAUUUUAUAACAGUUAUAUCAUAUGUCAAAGCCCUGGUAAAAUGUAACAUGAAGUUUUUUGCAUCUAAUUUAAUACAGAGAACGGGUCAUUUAGUGUUUUACUACAUAUUGUCAUACCUUUGAUUGGAGUGUUUCUGUGUUGCAUCGUCUCAGCAGUCUGUCUCUGUAGGUAAGUCUACUUUCUAGUUCUGAACUUUUUCUCUCACUGUACGCUUAUUAUAUUAUGUCCUGUCAUUUAAAGUCUGUGUUGGUUGUAAACAGAAGUAAUUUUUAGACAAUAGGACUGCGUUUCCUUACUGUAACAACGUCAUUUCUGCAGAAAACUGAGGCAUCGGACACCAAACCAGAACUCGAUCCAGGAACCAUUUUAUGAGUCAGUUGGAGAGGUCAUAAAAUCUUAUUCAUCUUUGGAAUUGAAACUUUUGUUUUUUUUCUGCUCUUGUUGUAAAACAUUGAUCUUUGUUUUAAUUUCUUUCCAAACACAUACAGACCGCUCAGAGCAGCACAGACAGGAGGACGAAUAACAAACGGAGGAGUCAGUACAUGGAAAGGCUCAACUCAAUAUACAACGCCUCCUGA